AUGGCGAGCCAAGAUGCCUCAAUGGAGGAGAUCCUCUGGCGGUCUCCCCCGCACGUCCAGAUGAUGGGGGGUUUCCUUCAUUCCAACAACAUUUUGUUUUACUUUGCCGAAUCCCCCUUCUUUGAUUCGACCUCCAACAACGCCUCGCUAGCCAUCCAAGCCAACUACAACGAUGCCUUCCGGCAUUUCGUCGAGACGCGCGAAGCAUUCGAAGCCCGACUGAAAACAAUGCAGGGUCUGGAGUUUAUUGUGUCAUAUGACCCCCUCCAAGCAGCGGCGCAGACAGACAACCGCUUCGCGCACGAGCCAUCCAACAUCUGGGUGAUCCGCAAGCAGAACCGGCGGAAGAGGAGCGGCAUGGACGACGAGGUGACCGUGAUAUCUACGUACUUCAUAGUCGGCGACUGCAUCUACAUGGCUCCUUCAGUGGCGAGUGUCGUAGGCAAUCGAAUUCUAUCAGCCGUCACAUCCCUAACCCAACUCAUGAAAUCUGCCGCGACAUUACCAACAUUCACCGCCUCCCACGGACACACCUACUUGCCACCGGGAGUUCGCAGCAAAGAAACCCCCGGAACCAGCCAAGCCUCCCAGAGCAAAGAAGCAACACCCAUGCCAGACGUAUCCUUCCCAACGACCGAAUCCUCACAAUCAACCAGUAAAUCAAGCCUGGGCGGCUCAACUACAAGCUCCAAAUAUCAAGAUACGCGCAGUCUAGCCGAAUCAUUCAGCCUGCUCACGCGCUACGGCAACGAAUUCAUGGACGAGAGUCCCCUCGUCGGCGAACCAGGCUCGUUCAUCCUAUCCCGGACUGGCGCCGAGACUACCGGCUCAGCUAUUAAGGGUGCGCCAAAAAUCGCUGCUAAUGCGGCGACGACUGGUACGCCUGCUGCCUUGCCUGUCAGGGCGUCGACACCGCAGGUCCGCGUCGAGACGCCCGGUAAGGCUUCUGAGAAGAGUUCGCCGCCUAGCUCUGCUGGUGAUAAGGGGAAGAGGAAGAAAAGCCGGAUCGUUAGCUGA
Molecule: messenger RNA, 1017 nt
Organism: Penicillium samsonianum
Lineage: Eukaryota; Fungi; Ascomycota; Eurotiomycetes; Eurotiales; Aspergillaceae
Gene: med6
Product: mediator complex subunit MED6
Exons: 3
Coding region: 1-1017 (338 amino acids)
Biological process (GO): regulation of transcription by RNA polymerase II
Cellular component (GO): core mediator complex; mediator complex
Molecular function (GO): transcription coactivator activity
Source: RefSeq, a predicted model, not a curated record